UCCCGGAAACGGGUCGGCAGGACCGGAAGUGACUCUCUUUAGUUCCCCCCUUCACGUGGUGCGGACGGGAAGUGACGCGCGCGGCCCGGGAGCUGCGGACGCGGAGGCCGACGGAGCCGGAGUCGCGGACGCCGCGGGGUCUCCGGGACAGGAACCCCCUGUGCUGUGUCCAGAUUGUGCAGGGGAAGUUUGCUGGGACCCUGGCCCCACCUAGCCAGCGGAAUGUCAGCCACACUGGAUCUGAAAUCGAAGGAGGAGAAAGAUGCUGAGUUGGACAAGAGGAUCGAGGCUCUUCGGCGAAAGAAUGAGGCCCUCAUCCGGCGCUACCAGGAGAUUGAGGAGGACCGGAAAAAAGCCGAACUCGAGGGAGUAGCCGUGACAGCGCCCCGGAAGAACCGCUCAGUGGAGAAGGAGAACGUGGCAGUUGAGGCGGUGAGCUCCACACUGGGUUGGGGGCCUCAUCAGGACAGGGACGGGGAGAAGACCUCUCGAAGGUCUCCCGGGACCCCACGGCCCCCAGGGGCCAGCAAGGGAGGCCGGAUGCCCCCCCAACAUGGAGGCCGGGCAGGCAUGGGCCGGGCAGCCCACAGCUGGGAGGACAGUUGCGGGGAGCAGCCUCGAGGAGGAGCUGGGGGCCGUGGCCGGAGAGGCCGGGGCCGAGGGUCCCCUCAUCUUUCUGGAGCUGGAGAUACCUCAGUGGCUGACCGCAAAUCUAAGGAGUGGGAGGAGCGGCGGCGGCAGAACAUCGAGAAGAUGAACGAGGAGAUGGAGAAGAUUGCGGAGUAUGAGCGCAACCAGCGGGAAGGUGUGCUGGAGCCCAACCCUGUGCGGAACUUCCUGGAUGACCCCCGGCGGCGCAGUGGUCCCCUGGAGGAGCCUGAGCGGGACCGCCGGGAAGGCAGCCGCCGGCACGGGCGCAAUUGGGGGGGGCCUGACUUUGAGCGGGUGCGCUGCGGCCUGGAGCAGGAGCGGCAGGGCCGCCGGGCCGGCCUGGGCAGCGCUGGCGACAUGACGCUCUCCAUGACGGGCCGGGAGCGGUCGGAGUAUCUGCGCUGGAAGCAGGAGAGGGAAAAGAUCGACCAGGAACGGCUGCAGAGACACCGCAAGCCCACCGGCCAGUGGCGGCGGGAGUGGGAUGCUGAGAAGACCGAUGGGAUGUUCAAGGAUGGUCCAGCUGCUGCCCUUGAACCAUCUCACCGCUACGAUGAUCAGGCCUGGACUCGGCCCCCCAAGCCCCCCACUUUCAGGGAGUUCCUGUCCCAGCACAAAGCUGAGGUCAGCCGCAGGAAGAAGAAGAAUAGCCGACCCCAGACCAAGGCAGCCCCUCGUGCCUACAGUGACCAUGAUGACCGCUGGGAGACGAAGGAGGUGGUGUCCCCAGCCCCUGAGGCCUCACAGCCCACUCCACCUGAGGAGGCGCCCACACAGCUACUUGAGACCCCAGCUCCUCCUGCCCACCGGCCCCCUGAGGAUGAGGGGGAGGAGGACGAGGGGGAGGAGGACGAGGGGGAGGAUGAGGAGUGGGAAGACGUGAGUGAGGAGGAGGAGAUCGAGGAGGAAGAAGAGGCUGAGGAGGAGGAAGAACAACCAGCCCAAGACCAUCAACCCCAAGAGGCUGACCCCACCGGAAGCCCUACCAGAAGCCCCACUGGAAGCCCCACUGGAAGCCCCACCGGAAGCCCCACUGGAAGCCCCACCGGAAGCCCCACCGGAGGUGACCAGCCAGCCCCUGCCUCCCUGGAGAGUGGGCCCAGCCUCCCAGGAACCCAGAAAGCUGAAGAGGAAGGGUCUGAGGCAGCUCCAGAGGCGGGCCCCGAGGGCCAGGAGGCCGCGGAGAUCACAGACUUCCAGAGGGCCUCCCCGAAUUCCUGAAGACGCUGCUGGGAGGGGACUGAAGCUUCCCCGCCUUGAUGGGGUGGGGGCGGCAGGAGGGGGUUAGUCUGGAUUUCCAGGCUGCGCUCUCUCCUCCCUGGAGACCGCUCUGGAUCCCAUGGCUUUAGGGAGUGGGAGAAAUUGAGGGUGGCGGGGAGGAGUUGGGGAAGGGUUGUGGGGCCGAGCUGGGGCUUCGGGGUGUGUUUAGACCUCAGGACACUAAAUCCAGAGGAGGUCUUGUGAAGGGCGUGGUUAGAACGCCUGGACGAGGCUAGAGUUCUGCUGGAUGGAGUUAGAACACUGCACGGCCUGAGCCGUAGCAUGGGGCCGCGAGAGCCGGUUUAGACGGGAGUUCCUAAUGCGGGCGUGGGGUGCAGCCCUCGGUCGAGGGCGUGUUCAGUAAGGUGCUGGAACCAGUGGAGCGAGGCGGAGGAAAGGGGUGGAGCCUGGGCUAGAGAGCGUGAAUCCAGUAAGAGAGGGUGCCUUCGAAUGCUCCAGUCGAGUUUGAUUUGGGGAAAGGUGAGAUAGAAGAGGAGCGAGCCUGCGGCUAAGGAUAGGAGGGCUUUGUAAGGCCUGAACCUGGCCAGGCCGUGGGGCUUGGAGGCGGGCUUAGAUGCCUGGGAGAAGUCUGAGUCCCAAGAGGGGACGGGGUUACGGCUAGGGG
Messenger RNA from Canis lupus familiaris (dog), 2536 nucleotides. RefSeq names its product coiled-coil domain containing 9 (gene CCDC9). The coding region runs from base 223 to 1872 and encodes 549 amino acids. The record is from RefSeq and is a predicted model, not a curated record. The transcript is spliced from 15 exons. Lineage: Eukaryota; Metazoa; Chordata; Mammalia; Carnivora; Canidae.